Diospyros lotus (date-plum) is the source of this 1620-nucleotide messenger RNA. RefSeq names its product benzaldehyde dehydrogenase, mitochondrial-like. Lineage: Eukaryota; Viridiplantae; Streptophyta; Magnoliopsida; Ericales; Ebenaceae. The coding region runs from base 1 to 1620 and encodes 539 amino acids. The record is from RefSeq and is a predicted model, not a curated record. Gene Ontology annotation, molecular function: aldehyde dehydrogenase (NAD+) activity. The transcript is spliced from 11 exons.
AUGGCGGCUCUGAGGAUUUCAUCGCUUCCUUCUCGUUCCAUCAUCUCUGUGUCCGGUUCUCUUCUCUCCCGAGGGAGGAAUGCUUGCAUGGGCAGAGAAACCUCGACAUAUAGCACUGUUAGCCAAGCUGCUAUUGUUGAGGAGCCAAUCCGAUCACCCGUGAGUGUCCAUCAUACUCAACUUCUUAUAGAUGGAGACUUUGUGGAUGCAGCAUCUGGAAAAACAUUUCCAACCUUGGACCCUAGGACAGGGGAGGUUAUCGCUAAUGUUGCCGAAGGUGGUGCGGAAGACAUCAACCGGGCAGUCUCUGCAGCUCGCAAGGCUUUCGAUGAAGGACCGUGGCCUAAAAUGACUGCUUACGAAAGGUCGCGGAUACUGUUGCGCUUUGCUGAUUUAAUUGAAAAGCAUAACGAUGAAAUUGCAGCACUUGAGACCUGGGACUGCGGGAAGCCAUACGAACAGAGUGCCAAAAGUGAAAUACCAAUGUUGGCACGCUUAUUUCGGUAUUAUGCUGGUUGGGCUGAUAAAAUCCAUGGUCUCACAGUACCAGCUGAUGGACCCUAUCAUGUGCAAACCCUUCACGAGCCUAUUGGUGUUGCCGGCCAGAUUAUCCCCUGGAACUUUCCUCUUCUCAUGUAUGCUUGGAAAGUUGGGCCUGCAUUAGCAUGCGGCAACACUGUCGUUCUAAAGACAGCAGAACAGACACCAUUGUCUUCUCUCUAUGUUUCAAGGCUCUUCCAAGAGGCUGGGCUUCCUUCAGGAGUUCUAAACGUGGUUUCCGGUUUUGGUGACACUGCUGGUGCAACUCUAGCCAGUCAUAUGGACGUGGACAAGAUUGCUUUCACUGGAUCAACCGUCACUGGAAGACGUAUUCUUGAAUAUUCAGCCAAAAGCAACCUUAAGGCGGUGACAUUGGAGCUUGGGGGAAAAUCUCCCUUCAUUGUAUGUCAGGAUGCUGAUGUAGAUAAGGCUGUGGAACUGGCUCAUUUUGCUCUAUUCUUUAACCAGGGACAAUGUUGUUGUUCUGGCUCUCGUACAUAUGUACAUGAGCGUGUGUAUGAUGAAUUUGUAGAGAAAGCAAAAGCACUUGCUAUGAAACGUGUUGUUGGCGAUCCAUUUAAAGAUGGAACCGAACAAGGUCCUCAGAUUGAUUCCGCGCAAUUCGAGAAGAUCCUAAGCUACAUAAGGUCUGGCAUUGAUAGUGGAGCUACUCUUGAAACAGGAGGUGAGAGAUUUGGCUCCAAGGGAUACUACAUUCAGCCCACUGUUUUCUCAAAUGUUAAGGAUGACAUGUUGAUAGCUAGGGAUGAAAUUUUUGGUCCAGUGCAGUCUAUCUUAAAAUACAAAGAUCUCAAUGAUGUGAUUCGAAGAGCAAAUGCCUCUCAAUAUGGACUGGCUGCAGGCGUUUUCACACACAACAUUGAAACUGCCAGCACAUUAACUCGUGCAUUGAGGGUAGGGACAGUGUGGAUUAAUUCCUAUGAUACAUUUGAUGCGGCUAUUCCCUUUGGUGGGUACAAGAUGAGUGGGAUAGGAAGGGAAAAGGGCGAAUACAGUCUCAAGAACUACUUGCAAGUGAAGGCUGUUGUCACACCAUUGAACAACCCAGCAUGGCAAUAA